Humulus lupulus (European hop) is the source of this 465-nucleotide messenger RNA. RefSeq lists its product as uncharacterized. The coding region runs from base 1 to 465 and encodes 154 amino acids. The record is from RefSeq and is a predicted model, not a curated record. Lineage: Eukaryota; Viridiplantae; Streptophyta; Magnoliopsida; Rosales; Cannabaceae. The transcript has a single exon.
AUGUCACCUUAUCGAUUGGUGUUUGGUAAGGCUUGUCAUUUACCGGUGGAAUUGGAGCAUAGAGCUUAUUGGGCUGUGAAAAAGUUAAAUAUUGAUCUCUUUAUGGCGGGACAGAAUAGGCUUAUGGUGUUGAAUGAGUUUGAAGAAUUCCAAAAUGAAGCUUAUGAGAAUGCGAGAAUCUAUAAGGAGAAGUCGAAGGCCUUUCAUGAUAAGCGAAUAUCGAGGAAGGAUUUUCAAGAAAGAGAUAAAGUCCUGCUAUUUAAUUCCAGACUUAAACUUUUUCCUGGUAAAUUGAAUUCACGAUGGUCAGGACCGUACAUGGUAGUUGUGUCACUUCCUUAUGGAGCAGUGCAAGUUCAUAGUGAAAAGACGGGACAUUUUAAGGUGAAUGGUCAGAGAUUGAAGCAUUACUUGGAGGGUCUGGUGGAAAAAUGCAAGUCCGUGGUCGGGUUGGAACCAAUUUGA